CUUUUUUUUAAAUUUUCCUGUCAAGUUUGGAGGACUCAGAAUAAAAGAAUGGGAUCUGCUGGAGUUCAGAUAGUGUGUGUGGCCCUCGGGGUGCUCGGCCUGGUCGGGGCCAUUGUAUGCUGCGCUGUCCCACGCUGGAGGGUGUCCUCCUUCACAGGAGACAACAUUGUGACUGCACAGAGCAGUCAGGAGGGCCUGUGGACUGAAUGCGUGGUGCAGAGUACCGGCCAGCAGCAGUGCAAGAACUACGACUCCCUGCUGGUGCUGCCCUCUGAUCUGCAGGCCUCCCGCGCUUUGACCAUCAUCAGCUGCAUGUUAGCCGCCCUCAGCCUACUCAUUCUGUUCUGCGGAGCCAACUUCACCACCUGUGUACAGAACGAAGACGCCAAGCCCAAGAUCACCUUGGUAUCAGGGGUGGGCAUGAUACUGGCCGGCCUCUUGGUGCUCAUCGCCGUCAGCUGGUCCGCCCACAUUACUGUCCGAGAGUUCAACAACCCCCUGGUGCAUGCUUCUCAGAAGAGGGAGCUGGGAAUGUGUAUCUUUAUUGGCUGGGCUGCCGGUUUGCUGCUCAUUCUGGGUGGAGGUCUUCUCUGCUGCUUCAGCAGGCCCCAGUUCGGCAGUGGUGGUGGUGGAACCGCCAAGUAUUACAGCAACAGCGCCGCUUCCGCCCCUAAUAAAAAUUACGUGUAG
Molecule: messenger RNA, 690 nt
Organism: Centropristis striata (black sea bass)
Lineage: Eukaryota; Metazoa; Chordata; Actinopteri; Perciformes; Serranidae
Gene: cldni
Product: claudin i
Exons: 3
Coding region: 49-690 (213 amino acids)
Biological process (GO): cell adhesion; bicellular tight junction assembly
Cellular component (GO): bicellular tight junction; plasma membrane
Molecular function (GO): structural molecule activity
Source: RefSeq, a predicted model, not a curated record